Molecule: messenger RNA, 2340 nt
Organism: Melanotaenia boesemani (Boeseman's rainbowfish)
Lineage: Eukaryota; Metazoa; Chordata; Actinopteri; Atheriniformes; Melanotaeniidae
Gene: crfb2
Product: cytokine receptor family member b2
Exons: 8
Coding region: 312-1679 (455 amino acids)
Molecular function (GO): protein binding
Source: RefSeq, a predicted model, not a curated record
AGGGGUACCGUUCAUACGCUAUCACCACCCAGCAGAUGGACUAUUUCAGGAACUUCUAUUCUUAAAGACUAUGGCCGAACACAGGCAGGUUUCUGUGGACAGUAAUUCACUAUGUCAACAUACAAGUACGUGUUGGCAUCAUUUUGUACCCUCUGAUUGACAAGGACCCUCCAUAAUAACAGUUUACAGAUCGAUGCUACUCCGACACUUCCGGUUUGUCAAGAAUACUGAAAUGAACGUGACCACCAGCCAGACUGCAGGUUACUUAACGAAAGUGAAAUAAAGUUUGGUCACAGCUUGAAGGUGGGGUGAUGGAGGCCCACGGAGUGGGCUUCUCCGACAUGACAGCGUGGUUCUGGAUUCUUACGUGGCUUCCUCUGGUUCUACCUGCUUUGAGUCAGCUCCCAGUGCCCACCAAUGUUACCCUGAACUCCAACCAGCUCAGCUAUAUUCUGAAAUGGGAACCUGGACCAGGUACACCCACAGGAACUUACUACCAUGUCAGCGUUGGAACAGAGAGGGGAACUUCCGAUGUGCCGGUGUCUGGCUGCGAGCAUGUUCAGCCUCCACUGAUCUGCAAUAUGACCGAGGCCUUCUCAGACUGGAGGGAACGCUACAUCACCAAGGUCACAGCUCACCUCGGAUCUCUGCAGUCAGAGGCAGCCACCACAGGAUUCAAACCCAUCGAUCACCUGGACCUACCAGGGGUGAAGGUCACACCCUGCGGCAGAGACCUGUGUGUUGACCUCCAGCCUCCUCUUGGACAUAAUUUGAGUUACGAACUUCAGAUCAGGAGCACCGAUAAAGACAAAGCACAGUUUCUCAAGGACGUCAGAUUCCAGGGAAGAGAGACUCUAAAGGAUCUGGCUCCUGGUAGACAGUACUGUGUCUCAAUCCGAUUCGCAGACAGCCUGGAGAACAAGAUGUCCAACUUUAGCCACCCUGUUUGUGCUUUCACCUCUGGCUUGUUUCCUACAGACCCGGUGAUCUCUGCUGCUGCAUGCUCAUUGGUGGUAGCUGCAGUAGUAUUUUUGGUCCUGUUGGUCUCUACUGGUUAUAUCCAACUGAAAAAGAGGCAAAUGCCAUCAGUUCUGUUAACCAUCGAGCACGUAGAAGAGGUCCUAGUCAUCACAUCCUGUGCUGUGUCUUCCUUUCUGAAUGUUUGGCCAACAUCUACCGCAGCCGAGGAGAAGCCUUGCAGAUUGUCUUCAUCAGAUGAGAGUGAUCAAGACUGUACAACAGAAAGCGUUGGUAAGACCAGUAAGAGAGCUUACCAACAACGGAUAGACACUUACCUCCACAACUCAUCUUCAUCCUUGUCGGUGUCUUCUUCCUCCUCGAACCAGCUGUCGGACGUCUUUGACUCACAAUCCAAAGCACAGGUUUUAACUGAAAGUGUUGAAAUAGGCAGUUUAACUAGAGGCCAAUUUCAGGAAGGUGAAGUAGAGCAUGAAAUCACGAUUGAGGCCGGCCAGGAUGUAAACCUCUACACAUUGACCUUUGGCAGGCAAAAGGAGGUGAAGUCGCUCCACGACACACCACAGGUGGACUGUCUGGAUAGUUCAGAUGAUAUUACGCCAGUCGCAUCCUCACAAACUGCAACAGACUGGUGUGUUGAAGAGGAGCAAGAAAUGGACACAAGUUCUGGAUACAUGGGGCGCCCACAUGCUGACGACUGAUAGAACUUCAAAAGAGCUGCUGUUCAAACACAGACUGAAGCUGCACAUGACAUUAAAUCAACGCUGUCUAGAGAACAUUGUCUUACAGAACUGACUUCACAUGCUGGGGAAAACAAUGUGAGAAACUUCUGCUCAUUCCUUUCAUUUGAGUCAAAUUCAAAUCCUGGAAACAUUUUUUUGGAACAGAAAUAUAGUCAUUUUUAAUGUGGGCAUAUUCCAAAGUAGCUUUUCAAAAUACAGUUUAAGAAAAAAUUCAUGCCAUGCUGGUCUUUUGUGGUAUUCCUUAGAUUAGGGGUUUUCAAACUUUUUUAAGCCACGACCCCCAAAAUAAAAUGUAUUGGUGUUCGCGACCCCCACACCCACACGACAACUUAGUGAUGAACUGUGUGAUGUGUCAGACGGGUCCUCUUGUAGCAUCCUUUAAAUGUAAGGCUGGAAUCGGUCCAAAUCUUCACAAAUAAGAAGGAAAAAGUAGUUUUUGGUGGUUCACUGCUUUGACAAGGCAUCUACAAACCCAAAAUCAGCUUCUUUCACGACAGUGAAGUCAAAUUCAGAUUUUUAAUAUGUGUACUAACUUUGUUUAUUCAUUAUUCUGUUAAAAAUGAUGUGCUAAUUUCAAAGAUGUAUCCCUUCAUUAAUGGUUUAAUUUUGACAGCCCUGG